CCUAUAAAGUGCGUUCUUCGCCGUGAUUGGAGUGGUCUUGGCUUCAGUAUUGCCGGUGGUCGCGGCCUGUUGGUUCAAAAAGCGGACACUCCUGUAAGUCGCCCCCCUCCUCCCUUUCUUAAGACUGCACCAGAGCUGACAGUACGUGGGAGCCCCACCGAACCCAGUCCUGUCUUCCUUCGCUACGAGGAGGGUCUGCCGGUGGAACGCGUUGUAAUCCCCUGUCAGCAUGGCCAACCCCUUGGCUUUUCAGUUUGUGGCGGCAGCGAUGUUUCCUGUUUUCCCUUCUCUGCCGCCUCUAGCGGCAUUUUCAUCUCUCGUUUUGUUCUCGUUCGUUUGGACUUGAAUAGUGAACUCCACCCUACCACCUAA
This is a messenger RNA of Dibothriocephalus latus, 372 nucleotides long. Lineage: Eukaryota; Metazoa; Platyhelminthes; Cestoda; Diphyllobothriidea; Diphyllobothriidae. The record is from the annotation of a GenBank genome assembly.